CCUUGAUAUUUUCUUGCUCUUGAGAGGAGAUGGACUACGACUCCCAGAGGGCCGAGCGACAGCAGCGCGUCCUUCCCUCCCGCCGCGGCUGGGCGGCUAGUUCAAGUUGCCAUAGCUGCGAGUGUGCGGAGUGCCGAGUCGGUUGCGCCGCUGCGUUUGGUCAGUUGCACCUUCUGGGUCUGCGGUAGCCGCGGGAGCCAGGUGGGGCCUCGGCGAUGAUCCGGCUUUAAGGACCUGGCGUCGUCUUCUGUGUCAGGUGGUUUGGGGAAGGUGUAGGGGCAACCAAAGAUCAUCUACUUGACUAGACUUCUUGCCCUGAAUCUCAUGAAGAAAUGAAAAGAGGCAGGUACAUGUUCCUAAGAAAAGCGCUGAGCUCAGGGGAGAGCAACACGGAGUUUUGGGGGUGUGCUUUGAUUUGUGUACAUCAAUGGCAGAAUCAUCCAGUGAUUCAGAGCACUUCCGCUCUUGUAACCGAUUGAGUCGAUGGGCUGCCAGGUCAGGUCACAGGGAAACUCGGAGUCACCCUACAAUAGACGUCACAGAGAAGGUCAACACUAUCGCAAGUACUUUACAGGACACCAGUCGGAACCUGCAGCACGUGGACCAGAUGCUUGGGCGAUACCGAGAGUACAGUAAUGAACAGGCGGGUGCCAUAAAGCAUUUAAAAGAAAACUUGGAACAAUCAAUAGGCCAACUGCGGAGUCAACGUUUACUGAGAAACUCAGGAAGGAGAAGUAUGUCUGUUACAAGUCUGACUGCAAGUGACUUUGAUGCUGGAGCUAUGGCAGAAGGUUACCGUUUUCCUCCAGCCUCACCUUUCAAGGACUAUGAUCCACAGGGAAAUAAAAGAAUUAAGUCCAGAAUUGGUGUCCGGUUUGGGCGGGAGACUGACGACAUGACCCAGCUUCAUGCUUUUCAUCAGUCCCUCCGAGACCUCAGCAGUGAGCAAGUUCGCCUCGGUGAGGAUUUCAACAGAGAGCUCUCCAGAAGGAGCCGGUCGGAUGCUGAAACAAAAAGGACUUUGGAAGAACUGACUGAAAAACUUAAUGAAGCCCAGAAACAAGAAGUGGUUUCAGAUCGGGUGGAGCGGAGGCUACAGGAAAUAGAGAGAGAGAUGCGCACAGAAAGACAGCUGGUGGAAAGACGCCAGGACCAACUGGGACUGAUGUCCUUACAGCUCCAGGAGGCAUUGAAGAAACAAGAAGCUAAAACAGAAGAGAAUGAGGGAAUAAUGAAAAAUAAACUAAGACAAACUGAAACUGAGAAGAGUCAACUGAAACAGGAAUUGGAGCUAUCUCGCAGGCUGUUGAAUGAGUCAGAAGACAGCAGAGAAGUACUUUUGCAUCAGGUAGAAGAAUUGCGUACACAACUUACAAAAGCAGAAGGUGAUCGGAAGAUUUUACAACAUCAAGUACCCCAGAUUGCCAAGGAGCAGUCAAUCUAUCAGGGUGAAGAAGGAGAUGACUGGAGAUUUAGGAGAGGGGUAGAGCGGGAAAAACAGGAUCUGGAGAAGCAGACGUCAGAUUUGAGAGUGCAGAUGAACUACAGCGCAAUGGCAUCAGAGUUAGAGGAGGUGAAGCGGUGCAUGGAGCGAAAAGACAAGGAGAAAGCAAAUUUGGCAGCACAAAUAGAGACUUUAAUGUGUGAACUGGAGGACAGGGAAAAACAACAACUGCAGAUGUUGGAUAAACUCAAAAAAAUUCAAAAUCACUUUGACACAUGUGAGUCCGACCGCAAGCACGCUGACCUCCAGAUCUCAGAGCUGACUCACCAUGCCGAGGAUGCUACCAAGCAGGCCGAGCAGUACCUCAGCGAGCUGCAGCAGUCAGAGGCUCUGAGAGAGGAGGCAGAAAAGCGGAGAGAAGACCUGAAAACGAAAGCUCAAGAGUGCAUUAGGCAGUGGAAGCUUAAGUAUAAGAAAUUAGAGCGAGCACUGGAGAAACAAUCUGAAACUCUUAAUCAGCUGACGGAAAAGAAUAAUCAGAUUCUAAAAGAAAAGGAUGAUUUGAAAAGUCAGCUUUAUACAGCACUGCAACAGAUAGAGAAUCUUAGAAAAGAAUUGAGUGAUGUCUUAACCAAACGUGCCCUUCAAGAGGAACAGCUUCACUCUAAGGAGAAGAAACUGAAUAAUAUUAAGUCUCAUCAAGCUGACCUUGAACAAGAAGCCAAGAAUUCUGCAGAUACCAUUCAUAGACUAGAGGGAGAAUUGAAAAAGCAGAAUGAAGUUCAAAGCCAGAUGAAAUGUGAGAAAGCUCACCUGGAGGAAGAAAUUGCAGAACUAAGGAAGAGCCAGAUUCAGGACAAAGCUAAACUUCUUGAGAUGCAAGAGUCCAUCAAAGACCUAAGUGCCAUUCGAGCAGAUCUUGCUAAUAAAUUGGCCGAAGAAGAGAAAGCCAAAAAAAUGGUGCUUAAGGACCUUUCCGACCUCACAGCCCAGGCAAAAUCCAAGGAUGAAGAAACAGCUACUGUCAUCACACAGCUGAAGCUGGAGCGAGAUGUUCACCAGAGGGAGCUGGAAGAUCUCACAUCGUCACUGCAGAGUGUGAAAAUGAAACAUGAACAGAAUAUUCAGGAGUUGAUGAAGUACUUUAAGAAAGAAAAGAGUGAAGCAGAGCAUCAUAUUAGGACCCUGAAGGCAGAGAGCUUAGAAGAUAAGAAUAUAGCUAAAGUCCACCGUUGUCAGCUGGAGAAGUUGAAAUCACAAUGUGAGAGGCUGACAGAGGAGUUAACCCAGAAUGAAAAUGAGAACAAAAAAAUGAAGCUGAAAUAUCAAUGUUUAAAAGACAAACUAGAAGAAAAGGAAAAACAUAUAAGCAAUGAAGAAGAGCACUUAAGGAGGAUGGAAGAAGCGAGACUGCAGCUUAAGGAUCAACUUCUCUGUCUGGAGACUGAACAAGAAUCCAUUCUUGGAGUGAUAGGGAAGGAAAUUGAUGCAGCUUGUAAAACUUUCUCCAGGGAUUCAAUAGAGAAGUUGAAAGUUUUAUCCUCUGGUCCUGAUAUACAUUAUGACCCACAUCGCUGGUUAGCAGAAAGUAAGACUAAACUUCAGUGGCUCUGUGAGGAACUAAAAGAAAGAGAAAACAGAGAGAAGAAUCUGCGACAUCAGCUGAUGCUCUGCAGACAGCAACUCAGGGAUCUGACUGAGAACAAGGAAUCUGAACUCCAGUGUCUCUUUGAGCAGAUAGAAAGGCAGGAGCAACUUCUGGAAGAAAUACAUCAGGAGAAGAGAGAUCUGCUGGAAGAGACCCAAAGAAAAGAUGAAGAAAUGGAAUCUCUGCAGGACCGUGUAAAUGCAUUAGAAAUGAGCACUCGAGUGGCCUUGGACCAUCUGGAGUCUGUACCUGAGAAACUGAGCAUACUGGAAGAUUUCAAAGACUUUCGAGAUUCCCGGUGUUCAUCUGAAAGAGUUGAUGGGAGUUAUUCUAAAUACAGAGUUCACAGAGAUUCCCUUAAGCAGUGUCAAGAUGACAGCAAGUACAGAAUCAAAAGCUUGAAGGAUGACAAAACCUUCACUGAAGGUUCCCAAACUCGUGGGUUAGAUCACUCGUCCUCCUGGCAGGAUCACAGUCACUUCCUGUCUAGUCCACGAUUUUCACACUUGAACUCCUUGUCAGCAUUCACCAAAAGGACCAUUACUCCAGAUCCAGCUUCAAUCAAGGAAGAUGCCACAAGUUUACCAAUGAAUGGAGCAAGUUCACAAUCCAAGAAGGUGGAAAAUGAGAACAAAAAACCAAAAUGUAAUUAGUUGCUUUACCUGAGUGUUUUACAAAUCACAGCCUAUCUACCCUUGCUGCCAUCUGGCCCGGGUUAUCUAACAGGCAUACCUAUGGCUUUGGCUCUUAGGUGUUGCUGAACAUUGACUACAGUGACAAUACAGUUAGUCGUUGUGAAUGACACAAAUUUAACCAAUCCAGAUAAUAUCAAUUCAUGAACAAUAUGCAGCUAAUUUAUUGGCAACUUGUACCAGCAAGAAAGUGAUAUUUUUUCACUUUGCAUUUUGUUUUUGCAAGUGUGGUCAGUAACGAUUUCCUCACCAAAAUUUGGUUUUAUAAUUGAUGCCUUUCAAACAUUACUGACUAAAAAGGUGGAAAAUGAAUUUUCCUCUAGGCAAAAGUUGCCAGCACUUUAGAUUCAGGGAGCAUUUAUAUACAAUUAAUUUUUUUAAAAGAUGCUUUCUCCCUAAUAAAUUAUCAUGUGUUAUAACAUGUCAUGGAGAUAUGCAUAUAUAUUAGGCAGUCCACUUUAUAAAUGCUUGGAAUUGUUAUAUCCAUCAUCUCAGCAAUCUAUUCCUACAUCUAAUACCUUAAGAUUAUUUCAAAUCAUCCAUUUUUAAUAGCACUAAAGAAUUUAUCAACGCUAUCUGAAUUGUAGAGCACUGUAAAGAAUUCAUAGCACAGUUUAUUUAUUCGUCUUUUUGUGGUCAAAUAUCUCACUGUGAUGACUCCAGUCAUCCAGGACUAUCUAUUAUUUAGAAGGACCAAAAAUCACGGCACCAAAUCCUUGUGUCUCUGAGAUUCACCCUGCAAGAGUUCUCCUGUGCUUUGGUACUAUCUACCUACUUUUCAUAUCCCGGCUUACUCAACAUCAGUGUUUGUAAGAAUUUUCCCCUUUACAUGCCAGUCUCCUGGUGGAGCAAUAUUUUCAUUGAAUGCUAAUAACAGUCAAUAUCUGGGAACAGAAUCGUACUGGGUCAUGGUCAAAAGAUUCUGCAUGGAGACAAGGAAAAUAAAGCAAUAAUGUGUAUGACAUUCUCUGUUAAAAUAUAACUGUGUAUUAGAUUUCA
Molecule: messenger RNA, 4783 nt
Organism: Chinchilla lanigera (long-tailed chinchilla)
Lineage: Eukaryota; Metazoa; Chordata; Mammalia; Rodentia; Chinchillidae
Gene: Cep128
Product: centrosomal protein 128kDa
Exons: 25
Coding region: 428-3745 (1105 amino acids)
Source: RefSeq, a predicted model, not a curated record